UAAUUAAUCUAUUUUUCUUAUAUGGUUGUUGUUCUAUAAUUAUAUUUGAUUAUAAACAUGCAAAAUGAUGAGAAGGUGGCGACUCACUUGCGUGGCCGACUUGCUUGUGAAUACAUUACCCUGUGUUUUCUGCCCCAACCUCUCACAGUAACAUCCUCAGCAUAAUCACCUCAGCCCGGACUUCUCUGUUCUAGCCCAGACAUGCCCGCUGGUUCCCUUUUUCAACUACGCUAUCAAGGCUAAACUGCUCAUCUGGCUUUGUUCCUUGUCGACAUUCUGUUCUUCUCACACCAUUUGUCGUUCCUCCAAUCUCUUGUUUUCCUUCUGCAUUGGCGCUCUUUUACCCGUCUCUUUGCAUCGAUUUCUUGAUAUCCUCCCCAUUGCAGGCACCGUGCCCAGGAAACUCUAUAAUAUUCAAUCAAGAAAACUGAGUCGCAAAUCAGUGGUACCGUGGGACCUAGUUCGUGUCAGGUUUCUUGUUUUGCCUGGAAACCAGCCUUGGUUGUCACAGGUCGCGCAAACAGACAGACUGUCUUGGGGUUAACCGCAUUGGGUACAAUGCGUUUCUGGGGGUUGGAGGGAGGUAGUUGACCUCUGUUUUGUAAUUCUAUCUUUUGUUUACCUUAUAUUGCUUUUUCUAUUUCUAUUUUUAUUUUUAUUUUUACCUUCAUGUUUUCAUGACUAUUUCGGCCUGCUGUGUGUCUCUAAUUUGAACAUUAUUCCCUGUUGUUUGUUGUUGCAAUUGUUGACAGCCUUGAAACCAAGCUUUUUAUCUCCGACUUUCGGCCUUUCAAGACGUCUAUAAUUCGCCUCUUCGUCUGGUUAAGUGAUGCCACACAACCGAUUCCUUCUACGUCUUCCGACUCCUCACCCUUCAGCGGUAGUCUAUAUUCGAGGUUCCUAGGGUAGCAGUUCUCGUGUUCUGGGGUUUUGUGAAAAUGCAAUCCCAAUUCCGGCAUGGGGAGCGAACACCGCUGACGCCCGCCCAGUCAGAAGGCAAAACAUCUGGGGUUUUCACAGGGCCAGCGACGAAUGAGACGCGGUUAAAACGGACUCCCAACCACGCCCUGCGAUCGGAGAAGCAAUCUUUGGGACAGCCUCAUUCAAGAUUGCAGGACGGAAAUGUACAAAAGGAGACUGCUACAGCAAAUGGAAGGCAGAGAACCAAUUCGCUUCGCCGUGUUAAGAAUAGUAGUGAAGUAUUGAGGCAGAGGGCUUUAAAACGUUCCGACACGAUCGAUGUUACGCCAGAGGGCAUUGGAACUGUAGGCCUGGGAGGUAGAGAAGCAAGACACUUCACGGUUGGGAACGUUGGUCAUAACGGGAAAUUGUACUUAAGACCCACGAACCAAGCCAGGCCGCAACCCUUUCCUCUCACCAAAACUCCUACCACACCUUCAAACAAGAAUUACUUACACCCAGAACCCACACCGGAGGAUAGAUGGGCUAGACAUAGCAUGUGGUCUGAUUCCCAACUGUCAGAAUUACGAGCUGAUAUAGUCCGCGAGGAUAGCAACGAAAGCAAAUAUGACAUCUCAACGACUCCGGACGACCAGGGGUCAAAGCGACACUCACUCGACGAUAUUCCGUCCGCGGAUUCGAGAAAUCGCAAAGAAUUGCGGAUCGUUAUUGAGCGCCCCGAACAUGAGCGCCCUAAAUCGGCCGGCCAGCCUUCCAUCCCGGCUAUUGAAGUCACAAUUCCACAUUUUAGACUUGGGGGUUUCCGAUUUACGCCAGAAGGUAACCCGACUCUCCGAAGCUCUGCCUAUACCAAAACAUCGGUAUCAGAGCACUUUCGAUCUUCUUCUAUGGCCACUGAGAGUGAUUAUGGUAUAAUGUCCCACGUGCCCCAAUCAUUAAACCAAUGUUCGCGGACCACUCGAACGUAUUCAGUUAUGCCAUCCGUACAUGCCAAGCCAAAGGCAUUCGGCGAAUUAUCCACUGCGGCACCAGUGCAGUCCCCUGUGUUCUACAAAUUGAGUGAACCAAUAGAACCUUCUAUUUUUGAUUUCCUGGUUCAAAUCAUGGAUGACCCAUCGGUUGUUCGCUAUGUCAAAGGAUCAAACGAGAUAUCUGCCGCAACUCCCGCUCGAAUAGUUGCUCAGAUUUCAUCGGACACGUUUAUGGACUACGAAUUAGUAUCUGACUUCUUCCUAACAUUUCGGUCUUAUCUUUCGCACAGUAACCUCCUUUCGCUUCUGCUAGCGAGGCUUCAAUGGGCGAUCAAUCGACUGGAGGAUGACGGAAGGAUUAUCCGGAUUCGCACGUUCGCAGCUCUAAGGCAUUGGAUUCUUAAUUACUUUGUCGAUGAUUUCGUUAUCAAUCGUGACCUUCGGGUUCAAUUCUGCAAAAAACUCAACCAAAUCUAUGAGAAUGUCAGAAGCUGCAGCAACAACAGCUCGAGUGAUCUCAAAAUCCUUCUUGAUUUGAAACGGUGCUGGAACGGCAGAUGCGCUCUGUAUUGGGACUCCCCAAACUUUGUUAAUGACACUCAUCCUGAUGAUAAAGUUGCCCCCGGAGGUGUUGCUGGCUCCAGGGAUGCCCGCCUAAGUCGCUUAAGCGGCAUACGGGACCCAUCUCAUAUUAUCGAAUCACAAGCUGCAGGUGUGGUACCACUGAGUCCCGCCUCACCCAUGAAGGUCGCCGAUUAUAAAGAGGGAGACGUUCAGUUUCCACAUUCUCAUACCCACAACUUUUCGACAGCGUCUGCUCGGGAUCUACCACCAUCAUCGGAGAGCGUAAAGAGCAUACAAACAACUUCGUGUUCGUUCCCGUCUAAAGGACAGAAACGCGAGUCCACACACUCGACCCGCCCAAAAGGCCCACAUCCCGUAUUAGUGGCAUCUGCAGCGCGUAGUUCUCAUACAUCCGCUGACACUCAAGCAACGGCACCUGUGAUUCCCAUAUGGCGUCGACCCGCUCAUUCCCACAAGCGAAGUGGAAGCUUCUCCGAUUCUGUACGAGAUGACCGGGCACCCUUACCAGCAUUAAACCUAGACACUCAGGGACAAUCGCUCCUCCAAACUUUACCUUACCCCGAAAGUAUAAUACGUGGUAAUGCCUAUGCUCCGGUGGAUCCAUCCGUUGUGACAAUCGUACCUCCGUCGCCCCCCCUUGAAACGUCUCAAUUCCAUUUUCUACAUCAGGAGCUAAGUCCAAAGGGCGAUAAUAGUGUAAAACCUGCACCAGGUGUCAAAACCUUCAUUGGCACAAUUCGUCGAGCUCUACAUAAUAGACAAAGUGGCAAUUCUUCAAGCCCACAGGCAGCACACCCCAGUAUGUUGCCGUCACUAAAAGGAAAAACUUCUGCACUCCCUCUUAACAUCGGGGUCGGAGGCGAUGUAUACAAGGAAAGACGGUCAGGCCCAGAUGCUAGAGUUCCUCCGCGGGUUGACAUGCUGUGUGAUGACGCUCUCCAGUGCUAUCGCCAAGUUCUUAUGCGAGAACCGCUGAAUUCAGGUCCUGUAUCUGAAGUCAUAGCAACUGGGGAACUAGGAAAAGACAGAUUGCCAAUGUCUGCUGUUAGAUUAAUUCCGGAAAGCCACGUUGGAUUCGGCCUCGGGUUGGGUAGAAUAUCAAGCCAACUAACAACGGGAAGCAAAUCGAUUGUUAUAGUGGACGACACUCGUCCUGCUGUCCCGCUAAUGUCUGGAGCACUGCAGACGUUUCCAAAUGGUCCCCACCACUUCCAAGAAUCACCAUUGCACAAUUUUGAGGAGGCGAUCGAUGCGUCGUCUCCUAUUUCACAUCCAGACGCUUUGGUUGGUGUUCCUGGGCCCUCGUUGGAACGGUAUGAUGUAACUUCCAUAUCUACAAGUCGAGAUUCACGGCAUUCAGAAGACUACGUUAGAUUUUGGGAUAAGCGAUCCUCUUCUGUAGUUCGCAGUGGGUCGAAAACCCCGGGACGAUCGGAAUCGGGAAGUAGGCUGCGGAGGUAUGCAUCUUAUCAUAACGGGAUGAUAAAUCUUAGAAAACACCCAAGCAUUGACUCGACGGGCGAGGCUGCGUCACGCGGCGAAUCUUCACGUGGGUCAGGAGAGAAGCUUCCUACUCGAAUGCUUCGCCGUCGUCCUGGUGGGGAUCUUAGGAAGAUCCGAAACGUCCAUGACCUUCAAGCGGUACCUAGAGCGCGAUCCUUUGCAUCUAGGACGUCGUACACGGAUUCAAUGGCAGAAUCUCUCUUAUUUUUGAAUAGCGACGGUUCGGCAGGAAUUCCACCAAGUGGAAGGCGCGGACAUGAAGAAAUUCUCCUUCCCAUGGAACGUUACUCGGCUGCUGGAACACGUCCCUCGCAACAGAUACGAGCCUCCUUUGAGGCUGCAGUUGCACGAUUCGCUAAGAUCCCUGACGAUGAAGAUGGAGGUAUCGAAUCGACCCUUCUUAAAUUGGAGGGCAAGUGGGAAAGACCAUCGCCAAGUACCCCUCGAGACUCUCAAGGUCAACUUAGCACAGGCGAUAUCCUCACGGAUAAACACAACGAUCGCAAUGGGGAAUUCUAUCGUCACCAGUCCCUUGCCGAACCGAGCAUUCUACCUACAUACCAAUCGGACAAUGGUCGGACGUUGUCCGCACUUACUGCUCCCGAUACAGAAUCGUUCAUAGGUUCUGAGGAUUCGUAUUGCUCAAUCCCCCUCCUUGAGCGUGGUUUGAGCGACGAGUCGAUGAAAAGCCCUGUUUUUAGUCCACCAAUCCCUGUCCCACAGCCCUUAUUUAGCCCGGAUGACGAUCCAGUGACUGACAAACUCGAGUCGUCUCAUCCAUCAAUUGAUAUGGUGGAAGAGACGGAGAGUCUGAAACGGAUCCCACAGGGCUCCACAGCUCCAAGACCCCCUACAUUAUCCUCUUCACUACACAAGCCAAAUGACGAUAAUGAUAAGGGUGACGAUGAUCACGGCUACGGCUCCGAGCUUUCCUCAGAAAUAUCAGUCAUUGAUAAGGACGAAGCGGUUGACAGGUAUUAUGGAACAGGCACGAUUACUGGCAUGGACGCAGCGCUACCGGGUCUGGGUGUUAUUUCACAUCCCUUGACGCACCCUCCCUCUCCGCCGAUGACUGCACGGUAUCACGGCUCGACGUCGUCUUAUGCUGCUCCUGUGGACACGGUCCCAUUCCAAAGGCAACCAAUUACACCUGACUUGUCACCCAGUUGUAAAAACCUUCCUAGCACUACCACACAACGAACGCUAGACAUGCAACACCUUUCGAGUAAUAUCUUGUUUAGCUCUGAGGGGCAAACGUACGUCAAAGAAACCCCGGCCAUGGUAGCAUCGAACCAUCAUCAUCUGCCAUUCAUUCUAGCAUGCGAAUCCCUCACUCUUGCUCAGCAGUUCACCCUCGUUGAGAAGGCUGCACUGAACGAGGUUGACUGGAAGGACCUGGUUGACAUGAGAUGGAGUCAGUCCUCGCAGUCAACACUCAACUGGGCAGACUACCUUUCGCAACAUGAUCGCAGGGGAAUUGAUAUUGUUGUUGCUCGUUUUAAUCUCAUGGUGAAAUGGGCAGUCUCGGAGGUUGUUCUGACAAGGAAUAUAACUGAGAGAGCGCAAACGAUCACCAAACUUAUCCACGUGGCCGUGCACUCGAGGAGGCUUCGAAACUACUCAGCUAUGCUUCAAAUCACAAUAGCACUCUGCUCAGUUGAUUGUACGAGGCUGACGAAGACUUGGGAGCUUGUCGCGGACGGCGAGAAGCAGCUGCUUAAGGAUAUGGAGACACUAGCCCAGCCCAUUCGUAAUUUCCAAAAGCUGCGGUUGGAGAUGGAAUCCACGAACCUACAAGAUGGGUGUGUUCCGUUUGUCGGCCUCUACGUCCAAGACCUGACCUACAACUCCCAGAAACCUGCUCAAAUAGCGAGUACACGAGAUGGUGAGCCGCUUGUGAACUUCGAGCGGUAUCGCACUGCUGCAGCGAUUGUGAAAAGCUUGCUUCGCCUCAUCGACGCUAGUACAAAAUACACAUUCGAGCCUGUCUUUGGGGUCAUCGAACGCUGCCUCUGGAUCUCUGCGCUACCUGACGAGAAAAUCAUGGCUCUGAGCAAAGACCUUGCGUAGUGAAUACGCCGGUGUACUUUCUUCUACAACUUACCUACAUGGUAUUCAUGAAUAUCUCCACCUCCAUAUAUUCGUUUUGACCAGCGGCUUUUCUUCCUUCCUCCUUUCCACUUCUAUAUCUAUUUUUUUUUAAUUUACUUGAACGAGUUUCUUUAUAAUCGUUAUUUUCUAGGGGGCGGAUUGCGAUUUAUUUACUUAAGCAUUGUAUCAAUAAGUUAUUACUGUGGCAUUUUCAACUUUCUGCAUGGCAAUAUGCUUGUUUUUCAACGUUCUAGUUUCUCUUUGCUUCUUCUUCUGUUUUGCUUGAUAGAUAGCAUUUCGUCUCAAUUGUUUGUUUAUUUGUGUUUGGUUAUCAUAGAUUUAUUGGAAUGCAUGUAACGCAUUUAGCCGUUGUUGCCUUCACUGUGAGGUCUAGAUGGGGUUUUCAGAAGGAGGGGUGGGUUUCAGCGGGCCUCACUACCAAGUUGCCACUGUAAUAUUUAAUCGUGAUAAUAAUAUUGCGUGAUAUAAAUAAUUGGGCGCCUAGAUAUUGUGGCGGACAUAUUGCUUGCGAAAACAGAAUUUUCCCAGCACCCCCUGAAAAUUAGUAGCAAAACAUCACAAAAAAAUCAAAAUAUUCACAUUUCUCUAGAAUCAUUCAAUAUCAUUCAAUACAUGUCUUUUUCAAUCAAAUAUCAUUCAAAUACACAUCUUUCUUAUCUUUAUCAUGAAUAU
This is a messenger RNA of Blastomyces gilchristii SLH14081, 6764 nucleotides long. Its product is annotated as low temperature essential 1. Gene Ontology annotation, cellular component: plasma membrane. The coding region runs from base 939 to 6050 and encodes 1703 amino acids. Gene Ontology annotation, biological process: Ras protein signal transduction; positive regulation of GTPase activity. The transcript has 3 exons. The record is from RefSeq and is a predicted model, not a curated record. Gene Ontology annotation, molecular function: guanyl-nucleotide exchange factor activity. NCBI's taxonomy places the organism in Eukaryota, Fungi, Ascomycota, Eurotiomycetes, Onygenales, Ajellomycetaceae.